Geosmithia morbida is the source of this 2019-nucleotide messenger RNA. RefSeq lists its product as uncharacterized. The coding region runs from base 1 to 2019 and encodes 672 amino acids. The transcript has 3 exons. The record is from RefSeq and is a predicted model, not a curated record. NCBI's taxonomy places the organism in Eukaryota, Fungi, Ascomycota, Sordariomycetes, Hypocreales, Bionectriaceae.
AUGUACAAACACGUGCACUCCCGCCCAAGUCACUUCCUGCCCUCCCCAUCACCCUCCGGCCUCCCCUCCUUCUAUUACCUCUUGCUGCAAACACCUUCUAACCUUAACACUCGCGACUCCCUAGACGAGUCCCUCUCAUUUUCCGAGCCUUCACUGCGUUUUCCGCGUCCCAUAGGCAACAGCCACCUUGCCAACUGGAUCUCCACUAGCGACCCUGACAUCAUGCGCAUCACGUCCCACCCCACCGAUGACGCCGGCCUCGCCGGCUCCACAUACGAGCUCAUCUCGGGCACCGACGACUGCGAGUCCUGGUCCCAGGACGGCAACGACAACGACAACGAGUGCAUCAGCGAGUCCAUCAGUUCCCUCGACCUCCGUCGUCCGGACGAUGUUCAGAGCUCGGCUGAUACCGAGCUCCUCUCCGACGACGACUUUACUCCGGUCCCCGCCGACCCGGCCGCACUCUACGACCUGGAAUACACGGCCUCCCCUCCUUCGAUCCUCCCGGACCAUGCGUCGCCUGCCGUACCCGAGGCCGCGCAACACCGGCAGGCUCAGCAUCACUGCGUCACGGAUGAGAACGACGACGAGCCAGAGUCGGACGAGGACCAGGCAUCCUCCCGUUCCUCCCUCGAGUAUACCCGGAACAGCCUCGAGGUGCCGUCCAUCGCUACACCGCCGCCCCAGUCGGCGCCGGUGGACGGGAACCGUCUGCGUCAGGGACUGAACGAUGGUACCAUCUCCCUGGCUCACCCUGCCUUCCUCGCCCUGGCUGCUGUUCAGCUGUACUUGCUCAGCUGUCUUUGCCAUGGCCUGUUUCCUAGCCUGGGCCCGGCGGCCUGGAGUGCGGCGUCCAACACGCCUCCGGUUCCCGCUGUUGCCGUCAAGACGGCUCAGCCCUCCGUCCUCACCACCCCCACGCGAUCUCCAUCCUCCCCGUGGUCCCUGGCUACGCAUCAGGGUAGCGAAGAUGGUAGCGGCAGCAGCAGCGGCAGCAGCAGCAGCAGAAGCAGCGGCCUCGGGGACGUUGAUGCUGGAAGUUUCAUGCUGCCUGGGGACGAUGGCAGCUCGUCCGAGUGGCCCUGGGAGGCAAAGAAGCCCGUCAUCUCUUUCCACCCCGUGUCCCGCCGUGACUUCCAGGUUCGGGUCCCCCAGCACGUCAUGGACGCCUGGUCGUCCAACAACUGCCGCGCCACCUUCACGGCGACGAGAGACGACGACCACGAUGUGAAGAAGACGGUCUGCGCCGCCGACGACGGGUUUCUUGUCAGGUUCCCUCACCGCGAGGCCUAUGGCAUCGUCGAUCUCGUCGUCGAGUCUGCGUGCAAGCCCCGUCUGAGGAAGGCGGUCAAGAUUCGCUUUGCGAAGGGCACCUUUGACACUGUCAUCGACCUAUACAACAAGAUAUCCGAACACACCGAGCACCAGGCCGAAGCCGUCUGGGAGACCUGGGCUGCGCCCGUCUGGCGCUCGGCCAUGACGUCUAUGCAGUCGGCAUACGACGAGCGCCCCACCACGAGCGGCAUCGUCAAGGACGUGUCCGGCGUCUAUGAAGAUGUCAAGGCCCGGCUCAGCGGCAUCGUCAGCGAUGACGGCAUUUCCAGCCACGCCCGAGCCCACUUGGACAGCCUGUACACCGCGGCCCGGCGUCGCUGCCAGGGUGUCCAGACGUCCAUCAUCAGCAGCGUCGAGGGCUCGACGCACCUGGAUACCCUUCGGCGGGAGGCGACUCGCCUCGUCCGCGUGGCCCAGACGACGGCCCAGCUCGACCUGCUCAACGCCCAGCUCUCGGCCAAGAUUGCCUGGCUGUCUGUCCUGGGGAGGACCGAGGAGCGCGACGAGUACCGACGCAAGGCCGCCUUGUUCAUGCAGGAGAAGCUGGCUGAGGCCAAGAUUAGGAGGGGUUCUUCGUCUCCGUCGUCGUCGUCGUCGUCGCAGGUAGAGGGUGAGCAGAGGUCAUCGUGGUGGGAGUAUCUCGAUCCUCGGUUCCAGCCUGGUGAGAUCUUCACCUGCGAAUAA